This is a messenger RNA of Klebsormidium nitens, 957 nucleotides long. The record is from the annotation of a GenBank genome assembly. NCBI's taxonomy places the organism in Eukaryota, Viridiplantae, Streptophyta, Klebsormidiophyceae, Klebsormidiales, Klebsormidiaceae.
AUGGACUCGUCUCUAGUUGAAGAGAUUGCGUCCCUGGAGGAUCUCGCCAGCAACAUCAGCCUGGCCCACAGUUACGGCCUGGCCAUCCAGACCGUUUCUUGGGAGGACACCGCUCGUACCAAGAACAGCUGCUGGGGGCCCAACAUUGCUGACCUCACCCUCCACGUGGCCGACUUUGAUCUCCCGAUGAUCCGCAAGCCCAACUUCGCUGACGUCACCGCUGACGUCCCAAUGAGCUUCUUCAGCGUGACCACCGGCAACGAGAAACCCGCUGGAAACCUAAAGCGGCUCUUCAGCUACCAGGCGCGCCCGGACGACCCCGCCGCUCUAGUUAUCAUGGCGAGCUCCCAGGGGACGUCAGCCCACGUCAUCACUGGAGACGACGACAAGCUGCUCUUCAACCGCGGCGGCGCGGCCGCGAUGUUCCUAGCGAAGCGCCUGUCGCAGGACCGGCGCGAGCGCGGGGUUCCGGAGGCGGGCGCGAUGACAGACGACGAACUAGAUCGGAACGCGCUUCUCCUGUUCCAGAUCCCGCUGAAGCAGCGCCCGGCGCCCAAACGGCGGUACCAUUCUGGGUAUGAAAGCGCCAAAUGCAGUUUCAGAGGCGGCGCGGCGGCCGGGUCCGCGCGCAAAGCAUGCAAACACGCGCGCGAUGCCUCCCCGCGCGCGGGCCUGGAGUACGCGACGCUGCGGGCGUCGGACAAAACGUGCGGCCCCUUCCGGGGUUUGGGAGGGUUUAAGCUCGAGCGCGACGCGCGCUUCCCGAUCCGCGUCACGUUCCAGAUGUAUACGGUGACGGACGACCCGGUUCUGAAGGAGAGCCAAAUAAAAAGUCUGGCGGACAAAAUCGAAAAGGUGUACGCGCGUGGCGAGGAGGCGGGGAGUCUGGUGACGAACAUAACGGAGCGCGCUACAGAGCCGCGCCCGCUCGCGAGCUCCGCCGGAGGGGAGCUCUAG